Molecule: messenger RNA, 1975 nt
Organism: Bufo gargarizans (Asiatic toad)
Lineage: Eukaryota; Metazoa; Chordata; Amphibia; Anura; Bufonidae
Product: gastrula zinc finger protein XlCGF17.1-like
Exons: 2
Coding region: 27-1034 (335 amino acids)
Biological process (GO): regulation of transcription by RNA polymerase II; central nervous system development
Cellular component (GO): nucleus
Molecular function (GO): RNA polymerase II cis-regulatory region sequence-specific DNA binding; DNA-binding transcription factor activity, RNA polymerase II-specific
Source: RefSeq, a predicted model, not a curated record
GACACAAGGAUCUGUACAAGGAGGCCAUGAUGGAGGAGCACCAGCCUCUUAUAUCACAAGAGAAUCCCAAUAAGAAUUUAGAAGAAAAUGUCAUGUUAUCACUAAAUUAUAAUUUAGAAGAUGAAGAUAUCAUGCUGCGCUCUUCAGGAGAAAACCUCAUUACCCUUAAUUUAUAUCAGGGACUUCACAGCACAGAUCUGUCAUAUAAUCCCAAUCAUGAGGAACCUUCUACUGAUCAAUCACAGAUUGUUACCACAAGUACAGGCCAGAAAGGGGGUGAAGAGUUCUCAAAAAGUUCAGGUCUUUCUACACACAGAAGUACUCGCACAGGGAAUAAGCCAUACUCCUGCUCAGAAUGUGGAAAGUGCUUUAAAGAUAAAUCAGAUCUUGUUACACAUGAGAAAAUUCACAAAGGAGAGAAGCCAUAUUCGUGUUUAGAAUGUGGGAAAUGUUUUACACAGAAAUCAUAUCUUGUUAUACAUAAGAAAUAUCACACAGGAGAGAAACUAUAUUCAUGUUCAGAAUGUGGGAAAUGUUUUGUCCAGAAGUCAACUUUAGGCAUACAUGAGAAAAUUCACACAGGAGAGAAGCCGUAUUCAUGUUCAGAAUGUGGAAAAUGUUUCAUACGAAAAUCACAUCUUGUUUUACACGAGAGAAAUCACACAGGAGAGAAGCCGUAUUCAUGUUCAGAAUGUGGGAAAUGUUUCACACGAAAAUCACAUCUUGUUUUACACAAAAGAAGUCACACAGGAGAGAAGCCAUAUUCAUGUUCAGAAUGUGGGAAAUGUUUUACACAGAAACCAAAUCUUGUUACACAUGUGAGAAUUCACACAGGAGAGAGGCCAUAUUCCUGUUCAAAGUGUGAGAAAUGUUUUACACAGAAAGUAGAUCUUGUUAAACAUGAAAGAAUUCACACAAGAGAGAAGCCAUAUUCAUGUUCAGAACGUGGGAAAGGUUUUGCACAGAAAUCAAAUGUUGUUACACAUGAGCGAAUUUGCAAAACAGAGAGAGACUGUAAAGCUGAAUUUCUAUAAAAGUAAAAAAAAAAAAAAAAAAUUCCAUGUUACUUACAGACAAAGUUGGGGCUACAUGGCAACUUCAGUUGCUCCCUAGCAAAUCUCUUAAUAGUUGAGCAACUUUUCUGCAACUUGCUGUCAUGCAGCUUUUUUAGCUGUUAUUUGGCUGUUAUUUUUUUUUAUAGAAUUAUCCUGGCUCUAUCAAACAAUGUAAUGCUUAGAAGAAAACUUUGUUUACUUCUAGAGCAGUGAAGAUGAACUGUCCCCAUGAACCUUGUUUCUAAUCCCUGUAUUCACACCUCCACCCACACUGUGGGAGAGUCCAGAGUAAAAAUGGAGAAAAGUAAUGGCGCUCCAUGUAAUUGUUUUAUAACGUAUGUGGACAUAUUAAUAUGUCAUCUUCAUUUAGUAUUUAAAGGUGUUCUCAUGCAUUUGAUCUAAUUAGUGAACAGUGCUAAUCUGUGAGGGGCAGCCCUUUAACAUAGGACCUACCAUCCCUUGCUCCCCUGAGGCUGCCGUCUGCAUUUUAGUCCAAGCAGCUCAACAGGAAAAGUGGCCACAUCCUGUUGGAAGAACACACAACAGUGCAGUGCAGAUGGCAGCAUUGGGGGAGUGAGGGAGGAUAAGUCCUAUGUAAAAAAGCUACCAUUCACUACUUAGACUAAAUGCCCAAAGAUGAAAUAAAAUCUAUUUUCUCCACAACCGCAUCACCAUUGUCACUGACAGACAUUUUCUUCUUGGCUCAUAUUAUACUUUCUCCUAGCGCUGUGACCUUCAUUGAUCCUACACACUAUCCCCCCUGUGCUGAGACAGUGAUAAUGGUGGCAUGAUGACUAUAUCACUGAUUUAUCUGACCGGUGAUAAUUAACACCCCGUAUGUACAUUCCUGCGGUUUAAUGGUAAACCUAUCUAGAUACUGGAGCUGAGGGAUACAGUCCACUUGAAAAAUGGAAAAAAAU